AUGGGCAUACCAAAGACAAUGAAGGCUCUCCAGCUGACGGAGUUCAAGCAAGACAAGUUCGAGCUGAAUGCAGUCCCGAUACCUUCCAUUGGCGACAAUGACCUUCUGGUGAAGAUUGGUGCUGCCGGGUUCUGCCACACAGACUAUCAAGUGUGGGAAGGCGUCUACGGCUCAAAGCUGCCGCAGAUCCCUUCUCACGAGCCAGCCGGUAUCAUUGUGUCAGUUGGUGCCCAAGCUAAGGCAAAAGGCUGGGAGAACGGCCAGAGGGUUGGUGUGAUGCUGUUCAAACAUGCGUGCCGUAACUGCGUUGGCUGCGAGACGACAUCCGACGUCCGAUUCUGCAAAAACGUGGUGAUUGAAGGCCUCACAACCGACGGAGGGAUGGCCGAGUACAUCAUGGCCGGUUCGAGAUGA
Molecule: messenger RNA, 414 nt
Organism: Saxophila tyrrhenica
Lineage: Eukaryota; Fungi; Ascomycota; Dothideomycetes; Mycosphaerellales; Extremaceae
Exons: 3
Coding region: 1-414 (137 amino acids)
Source: RefSeq, a predicted model, not a curated record